This is a messenger RNA of Tupaia belangeri chinensis (Chinese tree shrew), 1130 nucleotides long. RefSeq names its product ADP-ribosylation factor-like protein 4A. The transcript has a single exon. The coding region runs from base 158 to 760 and encodes 200 amino acids. Gene Ontology annotation, molecular function: GTPase activity; GTP binding. The record is from RefSeq and is a predicted model, not a curated record. NCBI's taxonomy places the organism in Eukaryota, Metazoa, Chordata, Mammalia, Scandentia, Tupaiidae.
GCCAUGCUGGUGUCCAUGAACUGGUAUUUAAGGUGCCUUUCCAGCAGCUGAGAAAAGCAUUGAGUCUGAGUCCUCAGCAGUCUUGUAGCUGGAUCGCCUAGGAAGAGAAGUUCUAAAGCAGUCAGAAGAGAGCAAUUCCAUUUAUUUGCUGCUGGAAAUGGGGAAUGGAUUGUCAGACCAGACUUCUAUCCUUUCUAGCCUGCCUUCAUUUCAGUGCUUCCACAUUGUAAUUCUGGGUUUGGACUGUGCUGGAAAGACAACUGUCUUAUACAGGCUGCAGUUCAAUGAAUUUGUAAAUACUGUACCUACUAAAGGAUUUAACACUGAGAAAAUUAAGGUAACCUUGGGAAAUUCUAAAACAGUCACUCUUCAUUUCUGGGAUGUCGGUGGUCAGGAGAAAUUAAGGCCACUGUGGAAGUCAUAUACCAGAUGCACAGAUGGAAUUGUGUCUGUUGUGGACUCUGUUGAUGUUGAAAGGAUGGAAGAAGCCAAAACCGAACUUCAUAAAAUAACAAGGGUAUCAGAAAAUCAAGGAGUCCCUGUACUUAUAGUUGCUAACAAACAAGACCUGAGGAACUCAUGGUCUCUCUCAGAAAUUGAGAAAUUGUUAGCAAUGAGUGACCUGAGCUCAUCAACGCCAUGGCAUUUGUGGCCUACCUGUGCAAUCAUAGGAGAUGGACUAAAGGAAGGACUUGGGAAACUACAUGAUAUGAUAAUUAAAAGAAGAAAAAUGUUGCGGCUACAGAAAAAGAAAAGAUGAAUAGUACCUUUUAUAUCUGUGUGGAGUAGGUUAUCUCUGGUCUGAUUUUGACAAAUGGAAGAGUGUCUACAGCCUGGUUUGCCUGUCUGCCCUCCUGGAUGCUAUUAAAGCUUUGUUUUACUGAACAAUCACAUGCCCAACUUUGUUGCCUUGUGGAAGAUGAGUAAAUGCAGUGCUUCUUAAAGUGGUCUCUUCUCUAACCCACAGUCUUUCGGUACUACUGUUUUUGGGAAGCCAAGCAAAGAUAAUUAAUUGAUCAGAAAACAGCUAUGGAAAUUUGACCUGAAGUUAGUGAAAUAAAACUUUGAAGAGUGGAAAAAAAAAUAAAUGAUUACAUUCUGUGUCCACUAUGUAUGUUAUCACAUAGGGA